AUGGGGUUUGCUUUGCUGGGUUCCAUUUUGAUUCUAACACUUUUCUUGAAGUCAAACCUUGGUCAACAACAAGAACAGUUAAUACCCAAUACAGAUGAGUUCUUCAUCUCUAGUUUCUUUGAAAAAAUGGGUAGAAAUUCUUCAUCUCCUCAUGUUUUCAAUCCAUCUUCAUCUGUUUGUUCAUGGCAGUUUGUAUUUUGUGAUGCUAAACAACAAAAUGUCAUUGGUCUUGUUGCUCCUAAUUUGGGACUCACUGGUCCAAUUCCCGAUAACACCGUUGGCAAACUCAAAAAGCUUCAAAUUCUCGAUUUAAACAGUAAUCAAAUCACUGAUUUCUCAUCCGAUUUUUGGAGUCUGAUUUCACUCAAAACGCUCAAUCUUUCAAACAACAAAUUCUCCGUUAAUCUCCCAUCUAACAUUGACAACUUUGAAUCGCUCGAAAAACUUGACCUUUCUUUCAACAAUUUCUCCGGGAGUCUCCCUGAUUCUUUCGAUUCUCUUCCCAGUUUACAAGUUCUUAAUCUCAAUCGAAAUCAGUUCGAAUCCAUCGUUCCAUUAGGGAUCAUACGUUGCCACUCGUUGAUAUCCAUCGACUUUUCUAUGAACAGUUUCCAUGGGAGUCUUCCUGAUGGUUUUGACACUGCAUUUCCGAAGCUCAAAAGCUUAAAUCUUGCUGGAAAUGGAAUCAGAGGAAGGGGUUCGGAUUUUUCAAAGAUGGUUUCUUUAACUUAUUUGAAUAUUUCCAAGAAUCUUUUCACGGGUGCUGUUGUUGAAAUCUUUAAAGGGCCAUUAGAGGUGGUUGAUUUAAGUAGUAAUCAUUUCGAAGGUCAUAUUUCUCAGGUAAAUUUCAGUUCUUCCUUCGAUUGGUCUCGUUUAGUUCAUCUUGAUUUGUCCGAUAACCAGAUUAGCGGAAUGUUUUUCAGUAAUUUAAGUCAAGCUCAUAAUCUCAAACACCUUAAUCUCGCGAAGAACAGAUUUUCGAAACAAAGUUUCAUCCACAUCGAUGAACUCCAUAGUUUAGAGUACCUUAACUUGUCAAAAACCAAUUUAGCCAAUCGAAUUGGUGAUGGGAUUUCGAAGUUAAAUCAUUUAAAAACACUCGAUCUUUCAAGUAAUCAUCUUUCUGGUAAACUCCCACUUCUAAGCUUCAAAACCCUCCAAAAUCUCGAUCUUUCAAACAAUAACUUAACGGGAGACAUACCGUUAUCUCUCUUGCAAAAACUUCCAUGGAUGGAAAGAUUCAACUUCUCUUACAACAACUUAACCCUUUGUGAUUCAGAGUUUUCACUCGAAACCCUUCAAACAGCGUUCAUCGGGUCAUCAAAUGGUUGCCCAAUCGCUGCAAAUCCGACCCUUUUCAGAAGAAAAAUCCAUAGACAUAGAGGACUCAAGCUCGCCUUGGGUUUAGCCAUCACUUUAAUCUGCUUGCUCGUCGGUUUGCUACUCUGUGCUUUCGGUUGUCGGAAAAAAACGCGAAUGUGGGAUGUUAAACAAGAAUCUUACACUGAAAAAUGUGCAAUUUCUGGGCCAUUUUCAUUCAGAACGGAUUCAACCACUUGGGUAGCAGAUGUAAAGAUUGCAUCUUUAGUCCCUGUUGUGAUCUUCGAGAAGCCAUUGUUGAAUUUUACAUUCUCGGAUCUUUUAUCAGCUACUUCAAAUUUCGACAGGGAUACCCUUUUGGCCGAAGGGCAAUUCGGACCGGUUUAUAGAGGGGUUUUGGGAGGUGGGGUUCAUGUCGCGAUUAAGGUUUUAGUCCAUGGUUCCACCAUGACUGACCAAGAAGCUGCAACAGAGCUCGAGUAUCUCGGACGAAUCAAACACCCGAAUCUUGUUCCUUUGAUGGGAUACUGUUUGGCCGGAGAACAACGAAUCGCGAUUUAUGAUUACAUGGAGAACGGAAACUUGCAUAAUUUGCUUUACGAUCUUCCUCUUGGAGUUCAAGUGACUGAAGAUUGGAGUACAGAUACAUGGGAAGAAACAGAAACCGAUGAAAACGGGAUCCAAAACGUGGGUUCGGAAGCGCUGUUGAUCACAUGGCGGUUCCGGCACAAGAUCGCCCUAGGCACCGCCCGUGCCUUGGCGUUCCUCCACCACGGAUGCUCACCGCCGAUUAUUCAUCGAGACGUUAAAGCGAGUAGUGUUUAUCUCGAUUAUAAUCUUGAACCCAGAUUAUCGGACUUUGGGCUCGCUAAAAUCUUCGGCAACGGUGUUUCUGAUGAGACCGGUCGUGGGUCUACCGGAUACUCGCCGCCGGAGGCCACCGUCAGUCCAAAAUCCGAUGUGUAUGGAUUUGGGGUGAUUCUUCUUGAGUUAAUCACGGGGAAGAAGCCUGUGGGGGAUGAAUAUCCAGAUGAAGAUAACUUGAAAGCACCAGGGUUAGUUGAUUGGGUUAGAGGACUUGUGAGGAUGAACCAUGGUUCGAUAGCCAUAGAUCCCAAGAUGCGAGGCGUCGGUGAUGAGGGUCAGAUGGUGGAGGGGUUAAAGAUUGGGUAUCUGUGCACGGCGGAUGUUCCGGCGAAGCGGCCAAGCAUGCAACAAGUUGUUGGACUUCUUAAGGAUAUUGAACCGAAGUGA
Molecule: messenger RNA, 2574 nt
Organism: Lactuca virosa
Lineage: Eukaryota; Viridiplantae; Streptophyta; Magnoliopsida; Asterales; Asteraceae
Source: the annotation of a GenBank genome assembly